CUUGAGACCUACGGCUACACCGUAUAAGUAAAAAUAACAGGAAGCAAAUUUCUGCCUUCUGAAUUCUGAGUUGGUGAGUUAAGGCUCGAGCCAAUUGAAACAAAUUCCACAUUUUCCAUUUCCAUAGUGUUCCCAUCAAACACACAAUUCAACAAGCCUUCCUUUCUUCUUUGUCUCUUCUCCUUGUUCUAAUCAACCCCGUUUUCUCUUUCCUAAAUUUUUUGUAGAGAUUAGCUUCUGUUCAACAAGAACAGAAGACAAACGAACAAAGAGGUGAUGACAAGGAGAAACAUAGAUGUAUUAUUGUCAAGUUCAAAUUCAGCAACUUCUUCAGAUCAAUUGUUGAUGUUCCCUCCUAAUUUCCCUCUUGUUUCUUCUCUGCUUGCCAUUUCUCUCGCUCAGUUUCUCAAGAUCUUCACUGCUUGGUAUAAAGAAAAGAAAUGGGACUCUAAAAGAAUGCUUAGCUCUGGUGGCAUGCCAUCAUCACAUUCAGCAGGUGUGACAGCGCUUGCUGUGGCAAUUGGCUUGCAAGAAGGAACAAGUGGAUCAGCAUUUGCUCUAGCUGUGGUUUUGGCAUGCAUUGUGAUGUAUGAUGCAACUGGUGUGAGGCUUCAUGCUGGUCAGCAAGCUCAAUUAUUAAAUCAAAUCGUUUGUGAGCUGCCUCCUGAACAUCCUGUUUCUAAUUGUAAACCGCUUCGAGAUUCCUUAGGUCAUACACCUCUACAGGUUGCAGCAGGCGCGAUUUUGGGUUUUGUUGUUGCUUACCUUGUGAUGUUCUACCGAUAAGACCACCUAAAACCGACGACAUCUCAAGAAACUAAACAGAAGUCUUUCGACCAGCACAUACAUCUAUCUUGGUUCGAUCAAGAAUUCAAUUCCUUUCGUUUGAACACAGCCGUAACUAGAAACCGAUCAGUCCUCGAUGUUUAUCAUACUCGAGUUUCACCAUUACAUAGCUCCGUCCUAUUAAACGUGCCAGUUUUCCCAUUAUUUUGGGCUGUCUAGUUUAGGCCUAGGUAACCAAUUGUAUCUAUUAUUUUCUUUACAGAAUUGAAAAAGAAAUCUAAGAUAGAAAAAAUACAAGUGUUUACUCAUAAGCAUGCCUCAAAUUUUUUCCGUCCCUCCAAACGAGUUUUAUGUGCUUCAAUUUCAAAUGUCAAAUAUUUCCCGAUAUCUUUCUGGCUCUGUAUUGUACGAUAAAAAAUGAAUCGCUGAUUUAUUUUGGUUCAUUUUGCUAAUUAUGUAUUUUGAAAUUAAGGUUUUGAUAUUGUUAUUGAUAUUAUUGUAA
This is a messenger RNA of Amaranthus tricolor (Joseph's coat), 1288 nucleotides long. RefSeq lists its product as uncharacterized. Bases 277 to 786 code for a protein of 169 amino acids. The record is from RefSeq and is a predicted model, not a curated record. The transcript has 5 exons. Lineage: Eukaryota; Viridiplantae; Streptophyta; Magnoliopsida; Caryophyllales; Amaranthaceae.